Myxocyprinus asiaticus (Chinese sucker) is the source of this 4415-nucleotide messenger RNA. RefSeq lists its product as uncharacterized. The record is from RefSeq and is a predicted model, not a curated record. The coding region runs from base 57 to 3905 and encodes 1282 amino acids. The transcript is spliced from 21 exons. NCBI's taxonomy places the organism in Eukaryota, Metazoa, Chordata, Actinopteri, Cypriniformes, Catostomidae.
GUGGACUGGAGCACAUUUCGGACCCAUAGAAACUGAGGAAACAAGCAUAAAAAAACAUGAGUAGAGACGCGCGGGCCAAGCGCACGAGCGCACAGAACGGGUUUGAUGGAGCGUCUGUUGGAGACGCAGAGGAUGUGGACGGUGAAGAUGACGCUCACAGUAGACCUCCAUCGGUACUGUGGGAAAAACAUAUCGAGCAGAGUAUAUUUGUGGAUAUUAGUGAUGACGACAGCCUGCAUUUCAGUGACCUGCAGGGCGCCUUCACUGUCCACCUGUCACAAGGCUCUGGGACACCUGAGAGCCUACACCUUACUGAUAAUGCAGGGCCAUCAGAGUCAUAUGAAACUGAAGACGGUUCAUCAGAGACUGCUGAGUCAGUCAGCAGAGACUGUGUAGAGCAUUCAAACACCAAAAACAGGAAGGAAAACUUAAUGAAGCCAGUCAAUAGAAAACAUGAGGAUGAUGCUGUCAACACCAGUGAUGAAGAACAUGAGGAGCUCCCAUUUGAUGGUGCACACACCAACAACAAAACAUGCCAUGAUGGCCAUGAAACAAAUUUAAAAUCAUCUCCAUCAUGUGAAAUGGUUUGUAUGACACCUGGCCAGGCCUUUAGUUUGCUUGACAAGUUGCCAAAUACCAAUGUUGAAGAGACAGAGGUUUUCCCAUCUAAUCUCGCCUAUUCUCCUUCUGAAGACAAGGGCAAAUGCCAUUCUACCAAUCAUAAAGCAAUAGAGAAUGUGGCUCAUCCCUUGGCCACAUCCAUCCAAGCUACAGCCCACAUCUCUGACUUCCUGCUCAGACACUUCUCCCAGGAAGAGCUCCUUAACUCAAGCAGGAUCAUUGAAGCGGAGACCCUGCCUGAAGUCUCUCUGAUGGACAGCAUUGAUGAAACCGUACUGAGUAGAGCUUGUGCUUCACAGAUCAGCUCAGGAGAAAGGGAGAAGAUUCAGGACAUUAAGGAGGAACCUGAUGUCAAUACUGUUGAAAGUCAUGAACUGCUUGAACUUACACUUCCAGAAAGGGGUAUGCAAGAUGCAGCAAGCCACUGCAGCAAUAGAAAUGUCUCAAAUGAGUCAAGCUCAUCUAAGGAGUCUGGAAGGACCUGCAUUGAUGAUACAACCUCAAAUCCAGGAGAUGACGAAGAGGAGGAGUGUCCUAGGCAGAACUGCAGUGCUAGCUCUCUAGAUCUGUCUACAGCAGUUACACAGAAGCAUAAGAUCUCCUUCAGCAGGACCAGAUCCUUUGGUGAGCUGAAAUACGGGCAGGGACAGGUGCAUUACCCCCUACCUGACUUUUCUAAAGUGGCAUCUAAAGUCAAAAUACCUAAAGCUAAUGGAACCGUUAAGCCUAUCAGCCAGUCACCAGCAAUGGCCCGAACACAGUCAUCCCCUGGAAUACUGGGUAAAUCCACCACCUCUUGUAAAGCCACAGUUGAUGUCAUCAGCAGGGUUUUAGAAGACUCCAUCAUGCCAUCUGAGAGGCACAAUGUGUUCACAGAUAAAGAAGAACAAGCUGGACUAGCACAUCAAUUACAGGCUGAGUAUGACAGAUUACUCGCAAAAUACACAGAAGCUGAAAACCUUAUUGGUCAGGUAAGACUAAAAAAGUCAAAUUGGUGGAUCGUCCAUGUUGCCAUAUUUUAUGAAUUAAGUCCAAGUGAGGAGCAGUUCAGUCAGAUGCAGAACUCUUUACCUGUGCAGACUGAACCACAGAGCCCAACAGAUGGCGAGAGACUGACCUCUGAGCUCAGAGACAUCAUCAGCUCAUUUAUGCAGAAGGUGGAUGAUUUCAAAACACAUGUGAGCACCAUGUCAAUGAAUGUGGAAGAGCAACAAAUGGUGCUGAAAAGCAUGAUGGAAGCUCAAGAUCAGCUGGAGAGAAAUUACCUCACAAAGAGGGAGGAGCAUCGGGCUUUGGAGAUGCAGAACUACAUGGGUCUAGCCAGAAAUACAGGAGAGUUUGACCCAGACAGGGAUGUGGAGGGGCAGAUUUUCAGGAUUGGCAUGCAGCUGGAGGACAUAAAAGAACAGAUCGACAAAAACAUCUGCUAUCUUUUCUAUCCUCCUCCAUUAACCUCCACUCCCUCUCCUUCACCUUGUAAGGAUAUCCUUUUUUCAUCUUCCCAUCCAUUGCUGCAUGAGGAGUCAGUCAUCUGCAUCUCUGCAGUUGGACAAAACAUGGAAGAGAACUAUAUUGAGGAGGAUUUUGAAGCAGCCUAUGAAGAAAACAAAGCAGAAAGCAGCUUCCAUCUACAGUAUUCCACCCUUUCCACUGAAACACCUGGCACUGCCAAUGAGGACAAGCAGGGCCGAUUGACGCUAACAGGAGAGGAACAGCACCAACAGUCAAACUCAACUUCAUUAAAGCAGCAGUUGACACAUGAUAGGUAUGAGGACAAUAUCAGACCUAGUGAAGUCUCCUUUUCUUCUAUAAGAGUUCAUUACAUAAGACCAUCUGCUGAGAACUCUCCUCAGCCAAUCACGGACACAAAACAGAGAUUUUUGAGUCCAGAGACUGACAGUGGAUUUGGCAGCUCUGACCUGAGCCGGCCAAACACCGGACUCACCGAAACACUACUUAAUCCUUUGAGUUCCACACUGUCCAAUGAUUUCAUCAGCGUGGCCAGUAUGAGCGGUUCAGACAGUGCAGCCUCUCACUCCAACACAACAACCAUAUCUAUGGCGAUACAACCUGUGCAGCCCACAGUGAAUAUGGAAUACAAACAGCUGGACACAACAGCUGUAGACACGAAAAUCAACUACAUUACCCAGAAUGCACCAGUACGAGUUCCAAAGCAGGAAGAUGCAACAGCAUUGGUCAGAGAGAUACACAGAGUCCCUGUAGGUGGCGCCAUUCCCAUUCAUGACCACAGAAGAGGGAACGUUCAUCUUGGGAAGAGCCAUUAUGCAAAUGAGAAACCUGUUAGAGACACACACUCGCCUUCACAUUGUUCAUGUCACAAUGAGGUUAUCCUGGCAUUGCAAUAUGAGGUAUCUCGCCUCAAGAGGGCGCUGGAGGAGAGCCUUGGUCACCUCCCUCAUAUGAGCAAGAGGACUGAUUACCUGAAUGCCAGGUAUCCUUCGGAGAGGAAGCACAGAACGCAGGCCCGUGGCCAAAACAGAGCUGGCUCCAGCAGACGUGUGAAAACAGAUGCAAGCCUUCAGAGGACUGAGGACUGGAUCUCUUCUGAUAUGGAGCAAAUCACAGGUGGUGAAGAUUCAGAUCAAACAAUGAGUUUCCAGAGGGCUUUCAGUCCACCUCACCAACAAAUACGCAUCCACUUCAGAAGUCUCUCUGACAAGAGGUCACGUGACUCCAGAUCCUCAUCCAAGGGCUUGGUAGGGAGCUUCCCUCUGGAAACAUCUCAGAUCAGUCAAUCUGGCAGCCAUCGGAGAGCCAGUGUUGGGCCAGCCAUCCACAGUGGCAACGCCAACACAGGGGCAAGCUACAAAAGUGCCAGCUCAAGCCCAGAAAUGGGAGACUUGGGGAAUGUCUUCUUGAAAAGCACAAAGCAACCCCUUUCUCUUGCUGCUCAACCUUGCCAUAAACCUCUCCUCCAGGUCAACUAUGGAUCUUCUUCUAGUCUACCUGCUGGGUUCAAAGUGCGGGAUAUGGAGUCAGAACCCUCUGUGUCUAGUAGAAGGCGCUCUACCCAGUCUGACUCAGCACUGCUUCCCAGUAACGUCUUCUUUCAACGUGCAUCACCGCGGACAAGUCGAAGGAAACACCGCACUAGCAGGGAGGAAUCGAUACAUAAGACAUUGGACAAGGCCUUGCAAGCAGCUCUUUUAAUGAAGCAGACCACAGACAGGAUGGCAGAUGCUCUUUCUGCUGACCUGGCCAAAACUGAGCUGCAUAGGAAGUUGCAUGGCCUACAUCCUCUGAGCAGCAGGACGGGCAGCUAACCAUUCUGACUUUCUCCAGGCACCUGCGAUUCUUAAAGGGAUAGUUCACCCAAAAAUGAAAAUUCUGUCAUUAUUUAUAGCACUCAACCUCAGGUUGUUCCAAUGUCUUUCUUUCUUCUGCAGAACACAAAAGAAAAUCACUUCAUGAAUGUCUCGUUGGCUGAAAUCUGUACAGUGGCAGUACACAGUGCCUUAACUUUAAUGCUUAAUAAAGCACCCAAAAUUGUCAUAGAAGUAGUCCAUGCGACUCAUGCCUCAUAUACCAAGUCUUUGAAUGGCACAUUUGAAUGAUGAACAGACUGUAAUUUAAGUAAUUAUUCGCUCUUAAAUCAUUGAUAAAAUAUAUAAAAAGUGGUGUAAUUUUAUAUAUAGCUGCUAUGUUGAUAACAUCAAACCUCUUCUGUUCUUGAACGUCUCGUGACCAAACGUUAUGACGCUGUCGCAAGAAACAAUUUUCCAAAAAAAAAAAUUGUUUAAAAGUACAAAUAUUCUUCAACAUUUGCGCAUACA